Ostertagia ostertagi is the source of this 882-nucleotide messenger RNA. The record is from the annotation of a GenBank genome assembly. Lineage: Eukaryota; Metazoa; Nematoda; Chromadorea; Rhabditida; Trichostrongylidae.
AUGCUGGAUGAUGACAGUAUCAAUGCCAUUCUCUGCGGCCGCGGCGGCUAUGGAUUGGGAAGGAUUAUUGAUCAGCUUGAUUUUUCGCUCUUCAAAAAAAAGCCCAAAUGGAUCAUCGGCUUCAGCGAUAUUACCGUGCUGCACCAGCAUAUUUACAGCAAUUAUAAAAUUGCUACCCUGCAUGCACCCAUGGCGGCAGCAUUCAAUGAUGGCGGUGCAGAGGGUGAAUUUGUACAGUCGCUGAAAAAUGCACUGGAAGGUAAAAAAGCCCGGUACGAAUGCGCUGUUCAUGAUUUUAACCGCAGGGGCGAAGCAGUGGGGGAACUGGUAGGCGGCAAUCUUACCCUGGUAUCGCACCUGGUAGGUACUUCUUCGGAAAGUAAAACAAAGGGACGUAUUUUAUUCCUGGAAGAUACCGGUGAACUGCUGUAUAAAGUUGACCGCAUGCUCUACCAGCUGAAAAGAAGUGGUAUGCUGGAAAAACUGGCAGGACUUAUCAUAGGCGGUUUUUCAGACAUGUCGGAUACCGAAAGGCCUUUUGGUAAAACCGUGUACGAGAUUGUACAGGACAUUGUAAAAGAGUAUGAUUAUCCUGUUUGCUAUAAUUUCCCAGUCAGCCAUUCCAAAGAAAAUUAUGCAUUGAAAGUGGGGAUGGUGCUGGAGAGACACUGCGGAGAAAGCCGGGUGCUGCCGUUUCCAUUGGCCGCAGCGUCCUCCGCUGCUGCGUUUGUAUUUUUAGAUGGUGCUGGAGAGACACUGCGGAGAAAGCCAGGUGCUGCCGUUUCCAUUGGCCGCAGUGUCCUCCGCGGAUGUGUUUGUGUUUUUAGUGGGUGCUGGAGAGACACUGCGGAGAAAGCCAAAUAUAACCCGCUCCAGGUGUAA